This is a messenger RNA of Eucalyptus grandis, 2135 nucleotides long. RefSeq lists its product as uncharacterized. NCBI's taxonomy places the organism in Eukaryota, Viridiplantae, Streptophyta, Magnoliopsida, Myrtales, Myrtaceae. Bases 179 to 1669 code for a protein of 496 amino acids. The transcript is spliced from 6 exons. The record is from RefSeq and is a predicted model, not a curated record.
CAAAACCCCCGAAAAUUUUUCAAACGCUCCCGCGUUUUCACCUUCCCUCCUUACAAAGCUCCCUCUUCCCUCUCCCUCCUUUCUCCUCCUCAGAUCUCACUUUCAACUCCCUCUCUCCCUCCGCGCGCUUCCCUCCGCAGCAGCAGCAGCACCAGCACCAGCACCAGGACCGCUGCCGAUGGGAAAGCAACCGCGCGGCGGCGGCGGCGGCGGCGGCAAGAAGCCCGACAACGUCGGCAAGGGCAAGGUCACCCCGGUCCAGAUCGCCUUCAUCGUCGACCGCUACCUCCACGACAACGGCUACCGCCAGAGCCGCUCCGCCUUCCGCGCCGAGGCCUCCUCCCUCGCCAAAUCCCCUCUCCACGAGGCGCCGAAGGGGUUGCUAAGCCUGGACGCGAUGCUGAACGAGUACAUCAGCUUGAAGGAGCAGAAGGUGGCGGUGGACCAGGAGCGGGUCCAGCUGGAGCAGGAGCGGUGGAGGAUCCAGGCGCUGCUGCAGGGCAUGCAGGACGCCAUGAGCGCUUACAACGCCGCCGCCGCCGGCCCCCCCACUCCGGUGAUUCAAGCUCCUCCCGCCGACAACUUGGCGGUCGCUCAUCCUCCUCCGCCCAACCCGGGCGGCGGAUCGCCUACAGGUUGUCCUGCAUACAAUACGCCCUCCCCUGUGCUGCCAUCCAUGUUGUCAAAGGCCGGUUUAAAUCCAGAGAAGAGCUCUCUGCAUUCAGGAGGUCAACCAUAUUCAGGCAAAAGGAAGGGUCCAAACACUUCCACUUCAUUGGCAAAGAAACCUCGCAGUAUUUCAUCCUCGAGCAGGUUGCCUGACCAAUCUGCAGGUAUAAUUACACAGUCAAUUGAAGGCAACACUAAUCAAGGAAAUGCUAACAUUUCCGGGUCAGUGCAAAGCUUAACCCAGAAAAGUGUAAUCAGUGGUUCAUCGGUUCAAGGGUCCAGUAUUGUCAAGAGGUUGUUCAAUCAGCCUUUGCCGUGUACUCCAAAUAAAUCAUCUGGUCCGAAAACACCACCACAGGGGAUUUCUUCUGUGAAUGACAAAUCUGCAUCCUCAGUAGAUGUAUCUUCAAAUGCGGGCUGCAGUAACAAUACUACACCUCAAGAAGCCAGCCCAAGUCGCUGCACUGUGGUUUCCUACGAAAGAGUUACAGUGAGCCCUUAUAAGCAAGGUGGCCUUUACACGAUUGAGAGGAGCCACUGCAUUUCUUCUACCUCACCAGCCAAGACGGAUUUGAAGAGACUUCAUAGAAGGGAACAUGUUAAGGGAAGAUUGGAUUUUGAUAAUCCUGACGUGCCAACUAGCUUGGGCGAAGAGCAGGCUGACAAUCCUUCAACAUCUCAAUCUCAAAGCGAUGUUGACAUUUUUGACAUAGAUUUCCCCAACUUAGAAGCAUUUGGAGUCUCAUUUUCUGAAUUUUUAGUUGAUUUUGAUUUUGACUGCGAUGGGAUGAAUAUUUCUAGCCAGCCACUAUCAGAUGCUUCUCCAGAAACAAUCUCAGAGUCUUCUCCUGAAUCAAGGGGUAACAAUUUGGGGGCUCAUCAGUGUUUGUCAGAGUCUCCAGGACCAGUUAUAGAAGUUCUUUCAGAAAAUGACAUGAAUCUCACAGGCCUAAGCGGAACAAUGGAAACUGUGGAAAAGCAUCCGGAGCCCGGGCAAUAACUUUUGUCCAGUUCUGAUGUUGCAUCAUUUUCCUCCUCAAGUACUACUAAGAAAAGCAUGGAUUUUUUAACUUGAAAUUGCAGCAGAGGGUCUGAGAACUUGGACCAGGAGUAUGAUGCAUCAGAGAAUUGAUUCCCUCUUACGUUGCAGUUAGGACACUUAACAGCAAACUGAUCUGAAUCUACCAGACAAGCUAAUCUAGCCCUGUUUAUUGUGUCUAAUGUUAGAGCACUGACUUAAUUUGGUGCAUAUAUACUAAGUCUUUGAUUGAUUAUUUCCCAUCAACAUCUCAACUUGUAUGCAGUUGUUAGAGUACUUCAAGUUCUUCUUUAACCAUACAUCACCUUAUCAGCCAAUCCGCACGGCUGCUUGUACAUUUUUUUCGCUGAUCGGUCCUGUUUCCAAGUUCACCAUGGAAGUGCAAUUCUCUUGAACAAAAGAUGUGAUAUUUUACUGGCUAUUGCAA